This is a messenger RNA of Corticium candelabrum, 1077 nucleotides long. RefSeq lists its product as uncharacterized. The record is from RefSeq and is a predicted model, not a curated record. Bases 179 to 748 code for a protein of 189 amino acids. The transcript is spliced from 2 exons. NCBI's taxonomy places the organism in Eukaryota, Metazoa, Porifera, Homoscleromorpha, Homosclerophorida, Plakinidae.
CUUGCAAAAAACCGUGAUCCUUCUCGGCCACGGCAUUAUAUAUAUAUAGAUAGCUGGAUAUUUCGCCGGGGAGGACGCGGCGGAAAGGGGUCUGGCUACGCGAGACUACAGUCGCUCUAAUUCGUGAACGCACUUUCUACUAGGCUCCUCGAUCUACGACCCCAGUGGUUUAGUCAUCAUGUCUUCCGAUGCCUCUUCUCCAGAAUGUCUUCUAACCUACCUACACGGAGUGAAAUGCGAGAAGUUGGGGGAUCCAACGAAGCUCCGUGAAGGAGAUCACUUGGCAGUUCAUUCCCAGGAAGGAGGCAUUUGGCACCACGGAAUUUACAGCGAUGGCAAAGUCUAUCAUUUCUUCGGAAACGACAAACGUCAGGCUACGAUAUCUCUAGAUUUUUUCAUGGAUUUCGUUGCAGGGCGUACCGCAACUUUCAUUUUCCGCUACCCACAAGAUGGAUAUCUCCCACCGAACGAUGUGGUUGCCAACGCAAGGCAGAUAUUUACGACACAGAAAUGGCCAGAAUACUCACUUCUGUCGAAUAACUGCGAGCACUUUGCUACGUACUGUAAGACUGGACAGGGAUAUUCUACUCAAGUGUGGAACGAGGUUCAGCGUAUUCUUACAACAACUGUGGCUGGUUUUAGUCAGGGUAGACUGCUGGGAGCGUCAGUCGGUUCACUGACAGCAGCAGUCAGUUUGGCUUCUAGGCUUGGGGAACUCAAUUCGGAUGGAAAGGCCAAAAAGAACUAAAUGAUAGGUCAAUGUGCACUUGUAUUUGUAGUCGAUCUACAUUUUGUAGUGUAUUGCACGUCUAUUUACUAUUGGUUGUUAGUAAAGGGGCGUAGCCUAUACCUAUUUAGCAUUUGACUGUUUUGAUUACUUGACACUUGCGAGUUUGUCGUUGUUGUGUGUAGAAAUACUGAAUAGAGUAUCUAAAGGAACUAAAGGACCCAGAAACAUAACAAGUGGCGACGAGGAUCGGAUAAUACUUUUGCUUGCAGAGGUGUACGGUUCUGUGUAGCCCGAAUUGAAGAGUUCGACAGUAACAAUUCCCAAGAGAGAAAAAUAGGCGGUUUCAC